AUGGAGUUCAACUAUGAUAACACCAUAGAAUUGCUUUUGGCACAUAUGAAUAUUGAGGACAUCAUCAACGCUGCAGAGACCCUCUAUCACUGUGAGGAAGAGGAAAAGAAGCGGGGCUUGUCAUUCGAAGAGGAAAGUUUGUCCCCUGUUGCAAAGGAUGGGAAUGACGAGGUUGGACAUUUUGGGAGUCAGCAGGAGGGCUACACUGACGUGGAUGGGAGUGUACGGCACGGGACAGUGACGGACCUUCUGUCUUUUGUCAACCUGAUCUCUAACAUUCAAUCAAAACCCCUGCAGCAGUUGUCUGAGGAAAUGGGAGUCCUACUGAACAAUAAAGAUAUGGUAAUAAAAAAUGGGCGCUAUAAGAUCAACAAGGAUGUGCUCCUGUUUCCCUGGCAACUGACCUACAAGAAUCGUGGCUCUGACCUUGUACCUAAGGGCUCCUUUGGGAAAGUUCAUUUAGCCCAGGACAUCAAGACCCGAAAGAGAAUGGCCUGUAAACUGAUUCCCAUGGAAAGUUUUAAUGGUGCUGAAGUAGAGUUCCAAGCUCGCUUCUGCCAUGAGAACAUCGCCCAACUCUACGGGGCUUUGCUAUGGGAACAGAAUGUGCAUCUCUUCAUGGAGGCCGGUGAAGGCGGCUCGGUCCUGGAGAAGAUAGACAGCUGCGGGCCAAUGAGAGAGUUUGAGAUUAUCUGGGUGACCAAGCACAUCCUUCGGGCCCUGGAGUACCUGCACUCGCUCAAUGUCAUCCAUCACGACAUCAAACCCAGUAACAUUGUCCUAAUGUCAGACAAGGCUGUCCUGGUUGACUUUGGCCUGACUGUGCAAAUGACUGAAGACUUGUAUAUUCCGAGAGAUUUGAGAGGAACGGAGAUGUACAUGAGCCCUGAGCUGGUUUUGUGUCGUGGACAUAAUACAAAAACAGAUAUCUACAGCCUGGGUACCACCAUCAUUCACAUGCAGACCGGCAACCCCCCGUGGGUUAAAAGAUAUCCGCGCACUGCCUACCCUUCAUAUCUCUACAUUAUUCACAAGCAAGCACCUCCCCUAGAGGACAUAGCGGAUAACUGCAGCCUGACCAUGCGGUCUUUCCUGGAACGAGCUCUAGAGAAGAACCCCACACUUAGGAGCUCAGCCUCAGAGCUGCUAAAGGAGGAGGCCAUCAACCCACCCAAAGAGGACCAGCCCAGGUGCUGGAGUCUCGACUCAGCUCUCGAGGAAGCCAACCAGGCCAUGCUUUACCAGCAGAACUCACAAGAUGACGCCACACAAGACUCUUCACUCUAUGCUGAAGUCUCUGGCCCCCUAAAGAGGAAUGGCUCCUUAUACCUGGAUCUAGGGGCCUUGUCUGGCUAUUGCCCCAUGUUGACAGGAUCCCCUACUUCCGAAUAUGGCUAA
Molecule: messenger RNA, 1398 nt
Organism: Nerophis lumbriciformis (worm pipefish)
Lineage: Eukaryota; Metazoa; Chordata; Actinopteri; Syngnathiformes; Syngnathidae
Source: RefSeq, a predicted model, not a curated record